GACCUUGCUUUUUUUUUUUCCCAUAACAACUGUCUCACACUUUCUCUCUCCUCUCUGUUUUUUGUGCUUACUUUACACUCUUCACCAUUGUUGCUACUCUUCACCAUUUUUUUUUUUAUUUUGAAUUACUUUUUCUGUAAUCUGAAUUGGGUUUCUCGGUACUGUAAUUUUACUGUCAGUCAAUUCUAGAAAUUUGAAUUGGGUGAUAAAAAUAUUAAUUGGGAGUAUUGGUAGUUUGGUACUACAGUUUUUUUUUGUGUAUAUAUAUAUUUUUUCGUAUUGCAAUAUCUCUUACCUACAACACAUCAAUCUCUCCCAAAUUUUGUCCUUCUGUUGGUCAUUGUAGUAGCUUGCUCGUAUACAAUCUCGUCGACAGGUAAAUACCUUAACUCUUUGUUAUUUUUUUUAUUAUAUUUUCAUAAUUUCAUCUACAAUCAUCACUUCAUCUGUUGGGCGUCUAUAGUAUACAGUUGAAUAAUUUCAGAAUUUAUUUUACAUACAUACGAAGUAUACAUUUGGGAGCUUAUAAUGGUUCAUUUGUCUGGAUUUAUAGUAUACAGUUGAAUAAUUUCAGAAUUUAUUUCAGCACUCUAUUGCAACAAUUGAGUUGUACUUUAAACAAGUACUGGAAGCAAUGGUUCAUUUGUCUACCGAGAUCAUAAGACCAUACCAAAGUUUGACCGUGGUGCCAAAAAAAAUAGGUGACAGCACAAAAUAUUGGCCAUAUUUCAAGGAUUGUGUUGGAGCAUUGGAUGGGACUCAUAUAAAUGCAGUUGUAAGCGAUGAUGAUGGUGUGGCACACCGAGGGCGUAAAGGAAAAAAAACAUGGAAUGUUUUGGAUGCUUGUUCCUUUGAUAGGCUUUUCACGUUUAUCAACGUUGGAUUUGAAGGUAGUGCUCAUGAUAUUACUGUAUGGAACCAUUGCUUAACUGUACCAGAAUUUCGAUUUCCCCAUCCACCUCCAGGAAAAUAUUAUCUAGUAGAUUCUGGAUAUCCGAAUACCGUUGGAUAUCUGAGUCCAAUAAAAGAAAAAGAUAUUAGAACCCAUUUGCCUGAAUUUCGAAAUGGUCCACCACCACAAGGCAUGCUUGAACUUUUUAAUUAUCUUCACUCUUCACUUCGAACAACGAUCGAGAGAUGUUUUGGACAAUUAAAAGGUCGAUGGAAAAUAUUGACAAUGAUGCCACAAAUGGACACUAAACAUCAAUUGGCAAUUAUGGUUGCUACAUUCACACUUCACAAUUUUAUUCGAUUACAUGAGUUGGAUAUACCCAUUGAUAGUGGUAUAGAAAUCGAACCAAGAGCAGAUUAUGAUUUGUUUAACGAGAAUCGUAAAGCUGUAAUGAAAGAAGUACAACUUAAUAUAGCGAAGGAAAUUUGGAACGUCUUGAAAUGA
Chenopodium quinoa (quinoa) is the source of this 1396-nucleotide messenger RNA. RefSeq lists its product as uncharacterized. The record is from RefSeq and is a predicted model, not a curated record. Bases 635 to 1396 code for a protein of 253 amino acids. The transcript has 3 exons. NCBI's taxonomy places the organism in Eukaryota, Viridiplantae, Streptophyta, Magnoliopsida, Caryophyllales, Amaranthaceae.